Molecule: messenger RNA, 2499 nt
Organism: Phytophthora sojae
Lineage: Eukaryota; Oomycota; Peronosporomycetes; Peronosporales; Peronosporaceae
Exons: 1
Coding region: 1-2499 (832 amino acids)
Biological process (GO): tRNA wobble uridine modification
Cellular component (GO): elongator holoenzyme complex
Molecular function (GO): protein binding
Source: RefSeq, a predicted model, not a curated record
AUGGCGAUGGUGCAGGCGACGUUGGCUCAUGUCGCCGUGGGCUGCAACGCCGCCACGAACGCCCUGUCCGUGCGUCCCAGUAGCUCCUCAACUUCAUCUAGGUCUUGCAACUACUGCGGCGCGUUUGCAGCCAGGAACGUCGUGUGUCUGCUGCGCAGCAGCGUCGACGAUGACACAAACUCCGCCCCAAUGGCCAUUGCGGAGACGUUGAAGCAUCGGGACGCGACCUCCGACGCCUCGAGACUCACGAGCGUCAUGAUGCAAUACGAUGCACAAUCGGAGAGCGUGCAGGUGCUCGCGGGGGACUCGGACGGGCGCGUGUUCCUCUGGUCCAAGGUGUCAACGAGCGGUUGGCAGCUCCAGAAGGUCACGCACGAGAGUCAGAAGCUGCCGGCGGUGACGGUGGCUGCCGUGACGCCUGCCGAGACGCAUAGACGUCGACUCUACUUUGCUGCGUUCUCGGACGGGACGUUGGCGGUUUUCGGUCGGGGUAAAGGGAGCGAGGAGGAGGAGGAGGUGAAGCUGCUGAGUCGACUGGAGCUUGGCGUCAAGAGUAUCAUGGAGACAAUGGAUGCUCUUGUGGUGAAGGGAGGAGAAGGAGAAGUGGAGGAGAGUGUGCUGCUGGCGACGGGUGGGGUGGAUUCCAAGGUUCAUUUGUUUGAAGUAGCGGACGGGAGUGAUCAGUUGACGGAGUUGCUGGCGCUGGAAGGACAUCAGGGGUGGAUCCGCAGUGUCGCGUUUAAGCAACAGGAGAAGGAAGACGUAGGGAAUGUAGUGGCAAUGCUCGCGUCAGCGUCGCAGGAUCAGCGAAUUCGUGUAUGGAAAGUUACUGCUCGAUCGAGAGGUCAAGGUGAAGGAGCUUCCUCUGGUGAAGUUAAAGACGGAUUCCUUGCGCGUGGUGCCCGCACGACGUAUACCGUGAGCUUUGAUGCGCUACUAGUCGGUCAUGAAGACUGGGUCACGUCGGUGCAGUGGACGCAGUUACCGCGAGAUGAUGAGAGUGAAGAUCCUUGCGAGACAGCGCUGCUUUCCUCGUCCAUGGACAAUACGCUCAUUGUGUGGACAAAGUCUGCAGACACUCGCAGCUCGUGGACCCCGUCCCUUCGUGUUGGUGAAAUGGGCGGCAACGGGUUGCUGUCGGCAGGUGUGUUACCUGCACGUGGUGGCCGUCUGAAUCUCCUGUCGCUGAGCUUUGGCGGACAGUUGGAGCGCUGGGAGCAGCAGCCAGUGCCAUCGAAACUUUUCCUGCCAGCAAUUUCGAUUAACGGCCAUUGCGCUGAGGUCACGGAUCUUUCGUGGGCACCGCGUGGCGAUUACUUAGUGUCGGUUUCGCUGGAUCAAACCGCUCGCGUCGUGGCCCCGUCAAAGACCUCCAAUGACUCGCUACCGAAUUGGUUCGAGAUCUCUCGGGCGCAGGUUCAUGGAUACGACAUCAACUGUGGCUGUUUUGUGCUUGGAAAUCGCGACGCAAACGACCAAUUCGUCAGUGGAGCUGAUGAAAAGAUCUUGCGCGUGUUCGAAGCUCCGGAUGAGGUGAGGCAACUGGUGGGUCAGUUGAGUCCCUCCGACAAGAAUGGCGGGGUACAAGCAAAUGCAGAGAAGCAGGUCCGAAGCGUGCAACAUGCGUAUCUCCCAGAAUUAAGUUUGACGAACAAGUCAGCGACAACGGAGGAAUCUGCCAGCGACUCGGACAAUGGCUACGCGAAGUUGAGUUCCUCCUUGUCUUUACCAGUGGGGGACACGCUGGGUCGCAAAACGUUGUGGCCUGAGCAGCGAAAGCUUUACGGUCAUGGAAACGAGCUUCUCUGUGUGACGUCGUCCCACACUGGCGAUUUGAUCGCUUCCGCCUGCAAGUCGCGUGAGGAACGAUAUGCAGCGGUGCGCCUAUGGAAUACUGCAGACUGGAGCGAAGCCCAACUUCCACUUGCGGGCCACAAGAGCUCAGUGGUGCAGUUGGCCUUCUCCCCGAACGACCUGUACUUGCUCUCAGUGUCUAGAGACCGACAAUUCUGUCUCUACGAGCGACAGCCGAAUUCAGACGGGAAGUUUGCGCUCGUGGAAAGUGUAAAAGCUCACCGCCGCAUCAUUUGGAGUUGCUCGUGGUCGCCAGACUCGUCCCUCUUCGCCCUCGGUUCUCGUGAUCAGUCGUUCUCGCUUUGGAGCCGAACCAGCGGAAAAUGGGGUCGCAUUUGUGACCCCGUGGCGUAUGAUGCUGCCGUCACGGCUGUGGCCUUUUUACCAUCUGCACUGUCAAAUUCUGGAGGCUAUCUCCUGGCCGUCGGUCUCGAAACCGGUGCUAUCGAACUGUUUACAAUGUCGAAGAUUGAUGAGGAUGUUGCCGAAGUGACUUGCUCGCGCAUUGAUGAACUAGCGUGGGAAAUUUCCCCAUCCGGCGCUGUCUCGCGUUUAGAAUGGUGCCCAGCUAAGAACGAGGGAGAAUUCGUGUUGGCAGCAGCGAGCAGUGAUAGCUCUGUGCGAGUAUACAACCUAAAGAUCUAA